Molecule: messenger RNA, 882 nt
Organism: Suncus etruscus (white-toothed pygmy shrew)
Lineage: Eukaryota; Metazoa; Chordata; Mammalia; Eulipotyphla; Soricidae
Gene: THY1
Product: Thy-1 cell surface antigen
Exons: 4
Coding region: 88-567 (159 amino acids)
Source: RefSeq, a predicted model, not a curated record
GGCGGGGUUCCGCGGGUUGUGCGCGCGCGUCGGGGAAAGGCUGCAGCAAGCGCAGAGAAUUAGGUCCCAGACUGAAUUCCCUGCACCAUGAACCCCACCAUUGGCAUCGUGCUCCUGCUGGCAGUCUUGCAGGUGGCAUGUGGGCAGAGGGUGACCAGCCUGACGGCCUGCCUGGUGAACCAAACGCUGCGGCUGGACUGCCGCCACGACAACACUACUACCUCGCCCAUCCUGUAUGAGUUCAGCCUCUCACGGGAGACCAAGAAGCAUGUGCUGGCCGGCAACAUCGGGGUGGUGGAGCACACCUACCGAACCCGCGCUUCGGUCAACAGCAGUUACAACAUCAAGGUGCUCUACCUGAAUGGAUUCACCAACAAGGACGAGGGCUUCUACACCUGCGAGCUGCGUGUCGCCGGCCAGUCGAGCUUCGUCUCCAGCAUGAACGUCUCGGUGCUGCGAGACAAGCUGGUCAAAUGUAAGGGCAUUAGCCUGUGGGCCCAGAGCCCCUCGUGGUUGCUGCUGCUGCUGCUGGCACUGCCCCUGCAGGUGGUGGGCUUCUCCCUGUGAUGGGCAGGGCACCCCAACACAGGAGGCUCACAUCCUUCUCACCGCGGGAAGUCACAGAGACCCCCCCCAAUCUGGAAUCCCAGUGCUGCAUGCCCUCCUCCCAGCCCUGCCCACCCCACAGAACCUCCCUCCCCUCUGCCUCCCACUGUCUCUACAUUGCCAGAGCCUGCUCAGGGGUUCCCUGGCAGUGGCCCCUCCUUUUCUUAGAGUUUGGAAAAGAGCUACUGGGGAGGGACUGAGCAGAGCACAAUUUCCAGCCCUGGUGUAGCUGGUCCAUUGGGAGUGGCCCUGAAAGAAAGGGGUGGUCUGGGGCAG